Phaedon cochleariae (mustard beetle) is the source of this 545-nucleotide messenger RNA. NCBI's taxonomy places the organism in Eukaryota, Metazoa, Arthropoda, Insecta, Coleoptera, Chrysomelidae. The record is from the annotation of a GenBank genome assembly.
AAGGAAGACGAAUAUAACCUCAAUAUAUUCACACAUAAAAUUGAAGAAAUUAUUAUAUUUGUAUUCUGGAAUAAUGUCAUUCAUUACCACAUUCAUACCAAAAUUUCGUUAUUUAACUUCGAUUACAUCCAGCAUAGGAAGUAGAUUUGCUCAACCCUCCAACAACUUUCAUUGUAUCACGUCCGGAUCUGCUUCAGCUGUAAAUCCUGGAGGCAUAUUCAACAUAUUCACUAGGACAGUCAUAAGAAACCAUUUUCCAAGACCUUCAGAAAGGAGGCGAAUCAAGAGACAUGGUUGGGUGACUAGGAUGAAAAUAGCCUCAGGAAGAAGGGUUCUAAUGAACAGAAUUCUUAAAGGUAGAUUUGUCUAUUCACAUUGAGACAGGAGUUAUGUCAUGUUAUAGUUAAAUAAUAAAUGAGCCAUAAAAUGUAAAUACUGCUAUGUAUUUUCUCAUAUUGAGUUGAAUAAUCCAUUAAAUAUACCUAUUAUGAUUUUUUUUUCAAUUCACAAUUGAAAUCAAAGGCUGUUAGAUCUUGCACUAAGUA